Messenger RNA from Iphiclides podalirius (scarce swallowtail), 405 nucleotides. NCBI's taxonomy places the organism in Eukaryota, Metazoa, Arthropoda, Insecta, Lepidoptera, Papilionidae. The record is from the annotation of a GenBank genome assembly.
AUGCUCGCUAAGUUCCUAUUCUUUGCUGCCAUCCUGGCUUUAGCCUCGUGUCAAUACAAUGCUGGGUACGGAUAUAAUAGGUACACGAGUAUCGGGUACAGAACACCCGCUGGUGUCAUCCAACAUCAACCCGUACAAUACUCAGGAUACAAUGGCAACCAGCAAAAUUACUAUACAGCCCCACACUAUUCGUUCGAGUACUCCGUAAAUGACCCUCACACUGGUGACAUCAAGUCCCAGCACGAGGCACGCGAAGGUGACGCGGUGCGCGGCGCUUACAGUCUUCACGAGUCCGAUGGCACUGUCAGAACUGUUGAGUACACCGCCGAUGCGCACAACGGAUUCAACGCCGUAGUUCACCGUCAAGGCCAUGCUGCUCACGCCGUUCCCGUCCAACGUCACUAU